Syngnathus typhle (broad-nosed pipefish) is the source of this 1862-nucleotide messenger RNA. It is a transcript of the gene fdxr, whose product is annotated as ferredoxin reductase. The transcript has 12 exons. Gene Ontology annotation, biological process: ubiquinone biosynthetic process. The coding region runs from base 305 to 1774 and encodes 489 amino acids. NCBI's taxonomy places the organism in Eukaryota, Metazoa, Chordata, Actinopteri, Syngnathiformes, Syngnathidae. Gene Ontology annotation, cellular component: mitochondrion. The record is from RefSeq and is a predicted model, not a curated record.
CGCUGAUUUUAUUUUUCCGCGGAACUACCUUUGGUGGUACACAGCAAAGAAAUGCAAACUAGAAGAUACAGUUUUCAUAGUGUGAUCAAGUUAAUAAGUGUUUCAUUCAAACUUGCUGCAUCGGUGUUAAUAAGUGUUUCAUUAAAACAUGCUGCAUCGGUAACCAAGUCCAGUGGACAAAUCCGACCAAAAGAACUCUUGUUUGGGUUGUAUUGGGUGGUACCUUGGCUUUUGCUCUCGGUCCCUGCAGUGGGUGUUGCUUAACUGGAACACCAAUGUUUAUCUGAAGCCCGAAAAUUCCAAAAUGUCUGGCUUUCAAAAGCUGUUUAGCGAUGUCGCAUUAUGGACGUGGAGGAGAAGUAGAUGGAUAAAUCGACGUGGAGUGGCAGCAUUUUCCUCAUGCAAGCCAAAGGUGUGUGUUGUUGGCAGCGGACCAGCAGGAUUCUAUACAGCACAGCAGUUGAUGAAGGCCCGGCAAGAUGUUGAGGUGGAUAUUUACGAGCGACUACCUGUCCCUUUUGGCCUCGUCAGAUUUGGCGUUGCCCCUGAUCAUCCAGAAGUCAAGAAUGUCAUCAACACGUUCACGCAGACGGCAAAACACGCACGCUGUAGUUUCUACGGAAACGUCAACGUCGGCAAGGAUGUGAGCGUACAAGAGCUGCAGCAAGCGUACCAUGCGGUAAUACUGAGCUAUGGGGCAGAAGGAAACAGGAGGAUGGGGAUACCCGGAGAAGACCUGGCUGAUGUAUAUUCCGCCAAAGACUUUGUGGGCUGGUAUAACGGAUUGCCAAACUGUCGAGAGCUGAGCCCUAACCUGAGUUGUGAAACAGCUGUCAUUCUGGGACAGGGCAAUGUGGCUUUGGACGUAGCGCGAAUAUUACUGUCACCUACUGAUAUUUUAAAGAAGACUGACAUCACUCAGCCUGCCCUUGAAGCUCUGAUGGAGAGCAAGAUCCGCAGGGUGCUUAUUGUCGGCAGAAGAGGACCCAUGCAGGUUGCGUGCACGAUCAAGGAGCUUCGAGAAAUUGUCAAGCUACCAGGCGCCAGACCUGAGAUGCUGCCAUCCGAUUUCGAGGGUGUCCCUGAGGCUCUUCCAGGUUUACCAAGACCAAGAAAACGUCUCACAGAGUUGCUGUUAAAAGCAGCUCUUGAGCUUCCGACAAAGGAGGAAGAAGAAAGAAGAAGCAAAGCCUCGCGCAGUUGGGGACUCCGCUUCUUCCGGAGCCCUGUCCUGGUCCUUCCGAAUAGUGACGGCACCGGCACAGCUGCCAUCCGACUGGCAGUCAACAAACUGGAGGGUUCAGGUGAAGCUGCUCGCGCGGUGCUCACUGACGAGGUGGAGGAGGUGACCUGCGGCCUUGUCAUUAGCAGCGUCGGCUACAAGAGCGUCCUCAUUGACCCGUCAGUCCCAUUUGACUGUGGCAAAGCCAUCGUCCCGAACCAAUUGGGCCGUGUUCAGCAAGCACCGGGUCUAUAUUGCAGCGGGUGGCUGAAGACAGGCCCGACCGGUGUGAUCGCCACCACAAUGAAUAAUAGUUUUGACACUGCAAGAUCCCUAAUGGAAGACAUGGAUUCAGGGAAAUUGGACAUGUCUGCUGCUAAGCCCGGAGCACAAAGUAUUAGAACUCGACUUGAAGAAAGAGGAGUGAAGCCUGUGACCUUCUCGGAUUGGGAAAAGAUUGACAGUGUGGAGAUGAAAAGGGGUGAAUCCGUUGGAAAACCCAGAGAAAAACUGCUGACUGUGGCAAAUAUGCUUGAGGUGGCGUGGGCUUGAUUAUCAUGGAUCAUUUCUCAAAUUCUGUCUGUCUAUGAUGCGUAUUAUGACAAUAUCAUGCAUUCAAUAAAUUUGCAUUGAGCCACCA